Messenger RNA from Eruca vesicaria subsp. sativa (arugula), 1163 nucleotides. NCBI's taxonomy places the organism in Eukaryota, Viridiplantae, Streptophyta, Magnoliopsida, Brassicales, Brassicaceae. The record is from the annotation of a GenBank genome assembly.
ACAAACCCUUCACUUCUCCCUUCCCAAUUCUUCGCUGCAGAGAGAGAGAGAGAGAUUCAAAGAUGCUUCUCAAAUCAGCUUCUGCUUUCUCGCUCGUGAACGUUCACGGAGUGAAGAAGGACAUCUCUCCUCUCUUCUCCUCGAGAAAAAACCUCUCCUUCUCUGUCCGCGCCUCCACCUUGGAACCACUAAGCGGCGUCGUUUUCGAGCCCUUUGUGGAGGUGAAGAAGGAACUCGAUCUCGUCCCUUCGAGUCCGCAGAUCUCUCUCGCGAGACAUAUGUACUCAACUGAGUGCGAAGCUGCCGUGAAUGAGCAGAUCAAUGUGGAAUACAACGUGUCGUAUGUGUAUCAUGCUCUGUACGCUUAUUUCGACCGUGACAACGUUGCUCUCAAAGGUCUUGCCAAGUUUUUUAAGGAUUCGAGUGUGGAAGAACGUGACCACGCUGAGAUGUUGAUGGAGUAUCAGAACAAACGUGGUGGGAGGGUUAAGCUGCAGCCCAUGGUGAUGCCUCAGUCUGAGUUUGAUCACGCUGAGAAAGGAGAUGCUCUCUAUGCCAUGGAGCUGGCUCUAUCAUUGGAGAAACUGGUCAAUGAAAAGCUCCUAAACGUGCACAGUGUGGCUUCAAAGAAUGAUGAUGUCCAGUUGGCAGAUUUCAUUGAGAGCGUGUUUUUGACCGAACAGGUUGAAGCAAUCAAGAAAAUCUCGGAAUAUGUCUCUCAACUCAGAAGACUCGGCAAAGGACAUGGGACAUGGCAUUUCGAUCAGGAGCUUCUGGAAACUGCUGCUGCUUAAGCUAUUCUUGGCUGUAAUCUCUAAUAAACUGCUGCUGCUGCUUAUUCUUAUGCUUGUUGUACUCUCUUUAAGAACUGGUGUUGCUUAAUCAAUUUUGGCUAAGGGAUAUUUUAAGCGUUUAGUUAUGUUUUACUCUGGCUUAUUCACAAACCUCUUGACUCAAAGUAAUAAGUUCAUUUAGAAAAUAUCUUUACCAUCAAGGUUGUUUAACCUCUUAUCAAUUUUGUGAGAUAGGAUAGCUACCCUCUAUAUUGUGUCCAAAUGAGUGCACUAUCAUUUCCAACAAAAAAAGAAAAGCGAGAAAUGGAUUCAACUUUUUGGACACAACAUAUCGAAUGUGGGCAAAUUUUACACAAUUAAAUGACCCCC